AUGUGGGCGUGGCCUCCGCGCGCACCGCCCUUUGUGCUCAUGCGCCCAGACAGCCUAGUAAUGGCUGCGCCCGAGGGGUCGCUGAGAAAACGAAAGGUCGGAGGUGCGGAGCACAGUCCAGCGUCGCCAUCCGCUCUGACUAGAGAUCCCGCGGACUCUCCAGCCCGGCUACACACGGGCACCUUCUGGCUGACCAGAGUCGUGCUCCUGCGGGCCCUCGCUUUCAUUUACUUUGUGGCCUUCUUGGUGGCAUUCAAUCAGAACAAGGCCCUCAUCGGUGACCAGGGCCUGCUGCCCUGCAGACUGUACCUGAAGAAUGUCCAGCAGUACUUCCACGGCAGGACUGGCUGGAGUCCCUGGACCUAUACUCCAACCAUUCUGUGGCUGUUGGAUUGGUCAGACAUGAACUUCAACCUGGACCUGCUUGCUCUUCUUGGGCUAGGCCUGUCCUCCUUUGUCCUGGUGACCGGCUGUGCCAACAUGAUAUUCAUGGCUGCCCUCUGGGCCCUCUACAUGUCCCUGGUCAACGUAGGGCAGAUCUGGUAUUCUUUUGGAUGGGAGUCACAGCUACUGGAAACAGGAUUCCUGGGAAUCUUUCUGUGCCCUCUCUGGACGCUAUCCCGCCUCCCUGAGCGCACCCCGACAUCCAAAAUCGUCCUGUGGGGCUUCCGCUGGCUGAUCUUCAGAAUCAUGCUUGGAGCGGGCCUCAUCAAGGUCCGUGGGGACAAGUGCUGGCUGGAUCUGACCUGCAUGGACUUCCACUAUGAGACUCAGCCAGUGCCCAACCCGGUGGCCUACUACCUGCACAGGUCACCGUGGUGGUUCCACCGCUUUGAGACACUCAGCAACCACUUCCUGGAGCUCCUUGUGCCUUUCUUCCUGUUCCUUGGACGGCGGAUGUGCGUUCUUCACGGGGUGCUGCAGAUCCUUUUCCAGGGCCCCCACUGUGUCCAGUCCAGUCUGGAUUCCGGGGUCCCUUUAUCAGCUUCCACAAGCCCACAGCCGUGUCUGGUUGUCCUCCGGGAGCUGCCCAAGAGCAGCAACACAGACCUUGCUCAGGCCCACUAUGGCCCCACGCACCCUCCCUGUAAAUCCAAUCCUAAAAUGUUAAGUUUCUUGCUACCGGGAGUCGGGCACCCCAGCCGCAGGGAUGACGGGCCUGCCCUGCCAGGCCAGGGUCAUCCUGUGGUUUUGGUUUUCCAUUUUCAGUCUUGA
Messenger RNA from Rattus rattus (black rat), 1215 nucleotides. Its product is annotated as lipase maturation factor 1-like. Gene Ontology annotation, cellular component: endoplasmic reticulum membrane. Lineage: Eukaryota; Metazoa; Chordata; Mammalia; Rodentia; Muridae. Bases 1 to 1215 code for a protein of 404 amino acids. Gene Ontology annotation, biological process: protein maturation. The transcript has 8 exons. The record is from RefSeq and is a predicted model, not a curated record.